AUGGAUGUUCGCAUUCCACUGAAAAUGAAUGAGAAGUUGCUGGAGGAAUUUCGAGAGGAGGAGAUCAGAUUUGCACUAAAUGAAAUGCAUCCUACAAAAUCUCCUGGCCCGGAUGAAGUUUACUGGAAGCUCAGAGAGGAGGCACCGAAUAUUGAUUGGAAUGUGUUUGCGUUCUUGGCAUGGAACAUUUGGAACAACCGUAACCAUCUCAGGCAUGAGGGGAAAUGCAAGACUGCAAAAACCAUUGUUAGUGAUACUAACAGAUUUGUUGAAGAAUUUAGGCAGGGGAUAACCUCGACUAAUCACACGUCUCGGCCAAGGCCUAAAGCUGUAGCACAAUGGCGCCCUCCAGAGUUUGGUUGGUACAAAAUCAAUGUUGACGGAGCAGUUUUUAAGGAUGCUGGCAAUUGUGGGGUGGGCGUUAUUAUUAGAAAUGAGGAGGGUAGUCUGAUGGGAGUGAUGAGUAAAAAGCUCUCUUUGCAUUUGGGAGCUCUAGAGGUGGUAGCUAAGGCGACGGAUGAAGGAAUCUGCUUGGCGAAAGACCUGGGCUUGAAGGAUGUAGUAAUUGAAGGAGACGUGAAGGUAGUCAUGUCUGCUCUAGCCUAG
Messenger RNA from Quercus robur (English oak), 606 nucleotides. RefSeq lists its product as uncharacterized. NCBI's taxonomy places the organism in Eukaryota, Viridiplantae, Streptophyta, Magnoliopsida, Fagales, Fagaceae. The transcript is spliced from 2 exons. Bases 1 to 606 code for a protein of 201 amino acids. The record is from RefSeq and is a predicted model, not a curated record. Gene Ontology annotation, molecular function: nucleic acid binding; RNA-DNA hybrid ribonuclease activity.